AUGGUUUACGCCUCCAACGGCGUGCUGAUAGCAACGGGCAAGUUCAUCAUCGCUGUGCUGGACGACACCCACUUAUUUGUGAAAGCAGACAAGGUGGAUUUUGUGAGGGAGAAGGUCCAGGAGUUCAACGAUAAAAACGUGUACCAGCCGCCGGCCGACAAGGGCGAGGAGGGCGGCGGCCGCGGCCGCGCCGGCAAGUGA
Monoraphidium neglectum is the source of this 201-nucleotide messenger RNA. RefSeq lists its product as hypothetical. The record is from RefSeq and is a predicted model, not a curated record. Gene Ontology annotation, cellular component: transcription factor TFIIH core complex; transcription factor TFIIH holo complex. Lineage: Eukaryota; Viridiplantae; Chlorophyta; Chlorophyceae; Sphaeropleales; Selenastraceae. Gene Ontology annotation, biological process: nucleotide-excision repair; nucleotide-excision repair, preincision complex assembly; transcription initiation at RNA polymerase II promoter. The transcript is spliced from 3 exons. Bases 1 to 201 code for a protein of 66 amino acids.